Molecule: messenger RNA, 3546 nt
Organism: Neopelma chrysocephalum (saffron-crested tyrant-manakin)
Lineage: Eukaryota; Metazoa; Chordata; Aves; Passeriformes; Pipridae
Product: basement membrane-specific heparan sulfate proteoglycan core protein-like
Exons: 27
Cellular component (GO): basement membrane
Molecular function (GO): protein binding
Source: RefSeq, a predicted model, not a curated record
AUGAUGAUGGUGACGGUGACAGGGACGGUGACAGUGACAGGGAUGGUGACAGUGAUAGUGACGGUGACAGUGGUGGUUAAAGUGACAGGGACAGUAGUAGUGAUGGUGAUGAUGAAGGUGACAGUGGUGGUGACAGUGACAGGGAUGGUGACGGUGACAGUGGCGAGAAAAGCCCAAGUGGGACUGGAUCAAAUCUUAGGCUUGGAUUAUGUCAAAGGGUCGAGUUACAGAGGUGGGAUUAAACCUCUUUGUCCUGCAGAUGUGAACGAUGGCAAAUCAGAGGUGUUUGUGUACAGCACCCCGUCCCCCUGCGAGCCCAACGAGUUCAAAUGUGCCAACGGGCACUGCGCCCUCAAGCUCUGGCGCUGCGACGGCGAGAACGACUGCGGGGACGGCUCCGACGAGAGCGACUGCCCCACCAAGGCGCCCGGCGCGGAGUGCGGGCCGGCGGAAUUCCGGUGCGUGUCCAGCGGGAGCUGCAUCCGGGCCAGUUACCAGUGCGACAGGGAGCCCGACUGCCCCGACCGCAGCGACGAGGUCGGCUGUGUGCCCCCGCAGGUGGUGACGCUGCCGCGGGAGUCGGUGGUGGCGGUGCCAGGCCAGACCGUCACCUUCACCUGUGUGGCCACCGGUGUCCCCACCCCCAUCGUCACCUGGCGCCUGAACUGGGGACACACCCCCAGCAGCCACAGGGUAUCGAUCGUGAGCGAGGCCGGGCAGGGCACCCUGACCAUCCGGGAUGUGAAGGAGGCCGACCAAGGCGCCUACACCUGCGAGGCCAUCAACACCCUGGGCAUGGUGUUUGGCAUCCCUGACAGCAUCCUCACCGUCACCCGCCCCGGGCCGUGUCCCGAGGGGCACUUCCAGGUGACGGGGACAUCCCGCUGCCUGCCCUGCUUCUGCUUCGGCGUCACCACCUCGUGCCGCGGCACCGCCCGGCACCGGCACCGGAUCCACCUGCGCUUCGACCGCCCCGACGACACCAAGGGUGUCAACGUGACAGUGCCGGCGGCGCCGGCCGCGCCGGUGCUCUCGGCCACCCAGCUCCACGUGGACGCGGCCGUGGAGGAAUUCCAGCUCCUGGAUCUGUCCCGGCGCUUCCUGGCACUCGACGUCUUCUGGGCGUUGCCAGAGCCCUUCCUUGGGGACAAGGUGGACGCCUACGGGGGAGCGCUGAGCUAUGGGGUGCGGUACCGGCUGGGCCGGGGGCCCCCCGAGCCCACCACCCACCCCGACCUGCUGCUGCGGGGCCACGGGCGGCAGCUGCGGGCGAGGGCUGGGGCCACCCAGCCCAACAUCCUCAACCGGCGGCACGUGCCCCUCACCGAGGAGCACUGGGAGGACGAGCAGGGUGCCCCGGUGAGCCGGGAGCUGCUGCUGCUGGUGCUGCAGGGGCUGGAGGGCAUCUUCAUCCGGGCGGUGUACGACGGGCGCAUGGCCAGCGUGGGGCUCAGCGACGUGGCCAUGGAUGUCACCAGCACCGGGGACACCGGCCUGGGGCCAGCUGGCGACGUUGAGGAGUGCAGGUGCCCCGUGGGCUACACGGGGCUGUCGUGCCAGCGCUGUGCCCCCCGCUUCGAGCGGGUGACGAGGGGACCCUACCUGGGGACCUGCUCCGGCUGCGGCUGCCACGGCCACUCCAGCACCUGCGACCCCGUGUUUGGGCACUGCCUGAACUGCCAGCACAACACAGAGGGGCCACAGUGCGAGAAGUGCAGACCCGGCUUCUUCGGCGAUGCCACCAAGGGCACGGCCACCGCCUGCCACCCCUGUCCCUGUCCCUACACGGAGCCCUCGCGCAGGUUCUCGGAGUCGUGCUUUCUGGACACGGACGGCCAGGCCACCUGCGACGCCUGCGCCCCUGGAUACGCCGGCCGGCGCUGCGAGAGGUGUGCCCCGGGCUACGAGGGAGACCCCAUCCAGCCGGGUGGCAAGUGCACCCCGAUCGGUCAGGAGCUUGUCAAAUGUGACACCCGCGGGGGCCAGGACGAGGCUGGUGGCACCUGUCGCUGCAAGCCCAACGUGCGGGGCCGGCUCUGCGACUCCUGUGCCGCGGGCACCUUCCACCUGAGCGCUGCCAACCCCGCGGGCUGCCUGCCCUGCUUCUGCAUGGGGCUGUCCCGCUCCUGUGCCAGCUCCGCCUGGCACCGACACCAGGUGCUGCUGACCUCGGAGGACUCUGCCCCGCUGCCCCUGGCCAACCUGUCGGGCACCCCCCUGCCAGGGGCCGUGCCCCGCUUCGUGUCCCCGCGGGAGCUGCUCCUCGACACCUUCCGGGACCUGCCGCGGGGUGUCCUGUACUGGGUGCUGCCACCACCCUUCGCCGGGGACAAGGUGACGGCGUACGGGGGGGAGCUGCGGUACAGGGUGACACACCGAGCCCCCCCGGGGGCCCCCCCACCCCCCCGGCACCCCGACGUCCUGCUCCAGGGCAACGGGAUCCUCCUGGAGCACUUCUCCAGUGCCACCCCCCCGGCCAGGGUCCCCACCGCUGUCACCGUGCCCAUCCGAGAGGGCGCCUGGCGCCGCGCGGACGGGCACGAUGCCACCCGCGAGCACCUGCUGAUGGCCCUGGCCGACGUGGACCUGCUCAUGAUCCGGGCGUCCUACUCGGAGCAGCCAGAGGAGAGCAGCCUGGCCGAUGUCAGCCUGGACGUGGCAGUGCCACACGCCACCGGCCGCCCGCCCGCGCUGGAGGUGGAGGACUGCGCCUGCCCACCCGGGUACCGCGGGGCAUCCUGCCAGGACUGUGACACCGGCUACACCCGCAGCAGCGCCGGGCUCUACCUGGGCACGUGUGAGCCGUGCCAGUGCCACGGCCACGCCAGCGAGUGCCACCCCGACACCGGCGUCUGCCAGGGCUGCCGGGAUCACACGGAGGGACCCCAGUGUGACAAGUGCCAGCCUGGCUACUACGGCGAUGCCACCCGGGGCACCGCGGGCGACUGCCGGCCCUGUCCCUGCCACGGGCCCCAUGGGGACAGCCAGGUGACCAAGAUCUGCUUCGAGGACACGGACGGGCAGCCCACCUGCAGCGCCUGCGCCCCGGGGCACGGCGGGCGCCUCUGCGAGAGGUGCUUGCCCGGGUACGUGGGGGACCCUCCGCGGGGUCAGCCGUGCCAAGUGCCCGGUGUCCCCGGGGGGCAGUGCCAGUGUGACCCACGUGGCAGCACCGGCGAGGGCUGCGACGCCGACGGGCAGUGCCGCUGCAAGGCCAACGUGGAGGGUCCCCACUGUGCCACCUGCCGUGCCCACCACUUCCACCUGAGCGGGGCCGAGCCGGCCGGGUGCCUGCCCUGCUUCUGCAUGGGCAUCGUGCAGCACUGCGCCAGCACCGCCCUCGCCCGCGGCACCGUCCGGACGCCCUUCGCCCCGGGGGAUGCCCAGGGGUUCGCCCUGGUGAACCGGCAGCGCAGCACCCGCGUGAGCAGCGGCUUCGGGGUCCAGCCGGGCACCCCCCACCCCGUCCUGACCUACGAGCGCUUCGGGGAGCUGCCCCCUGACUCCUACUACUGGCAGCUGCCACCCCCCUACCAGGGGGACAAG